CCAUGAGCUCCCGAACUCUGGGUGAUAAGACUUGCACUACAACCACAUUUGCACCAAGGUCAACUUUAAUCUAACCAAACAUGAUGGGUGUAAACACAGGAAUCAGUUGGACUGUACAUUCACAUGUGCUGUGUUUGUUUGUCACCUGCAGGUUCUGUAUGCAAGUAUUAUAGGUGUAAAUGAGAGAAUAGGUUUUUCCAUUCAUAUCAGCAUUACGGUUGUCCUUAAGGGCUGGUUGUAACAUAAUACAAACAAUAAUAAUAAUUUGAACUUUAUUGAUCCCAUAUUUAGGAAAUUCUUGUGUUUACAGCAGAUCUGAUGCAUGUGCUUCCUAACAGGAGGACUGUAAACAUGUAACUACUAGAUCCAUGAUUCCCAACAGCUGAGCCACUAAUUACUCAUCCACUAGGUGGCAGUAGAUGGCUGUAAACGUAAUAAAAAAGACUUAAAAGACUUAAUUUCUCCUAGUAUAUUAGGAUUGUAUUCAACUAAACAGCCCAGGGAGUAAGUAAAUUGUAACCAACAGAUCAUUGUUUUUCUUUAUAUGUUGUUGGACCUCUUAAUUUUGGUGGUGUUUUGAUGUAAUAUAUGUGCUUAGGCUCAAACACUGUACUACAUAAUGUAUUGACAUAUCUGUGGCUGUAUUCAAGAAUAUUUAAUCGAGAUACAAAUAUUGUACAUUGUUCUGUGUUUUAACAUAAAUCUGUCAACAAUUUCAGGUUGAGAAACCACAAAUUAUUUUCCAUAUACUGUGGCAGGAAAAGUGCGUUAAUGAGGAACAAAGCUGUAUGAACCAAAUGCAGUUGUACUGUGACAUGUUCUAUGUGACAGAGUAAAACCAACUCCAGAAUCUUUUACAAUGUUUGACGCUCCAUCCUCCUUAAAUGUCUACAAACUACAGCGUUACAUCACCGGCUGCGAUGACAAAAUCUCUUCCGUCACAGUUUGUACAACAGCUUAAUCCUCACCUUUGGAAGCGCCUAGAAUGAAGAGAUUACGUCUGUUAAACCGGAAACACGGCGUUUUAAAGUUUCAAUAUAAUGGCGCACUUUUAAACCAUUCGAAUGAUGAGUAACAGUUAAUACAUUACUGUGAAUCAGUUUGCUUUUACUGAAUUUAAUUUGCAUACUUGCUUUUUUUGUUUAAAUAUGGUAAUGCAUGUUUUUAAUUAUAUAAUUGAUUAUAGCUCCCUGCGUUUCUCGCUACACACAACCCUAAGAAACUACACGAAUUCAUUUUAUUUUGAUAGAACGCAUCCGUUGUACCUUUAAAACGCUGCAUAUGUUCUGUGUGGUCGCUAAGCUCAUCUGUCCACAGUGAUAAACUGCGGUCAGUCUGGCAGUGUUGAGUCCGUUGACGGUUUGAUUUCCCCUGUUCUUAUCAGUUAGUAGAUGUUGGUUUAGUCGUGAUAAAUCCGUGCCUCUGCUGGAUGACAAUGAUGACGAUGAUCUCUCCCUGGGAGCGAUGGUUCUCCACCAGCUGCUGCCUCUGCUGCCAUGUCCGCACAGGAACCAUCAUCCUGGGACUCUGGUACAUGCUCAUCAAUGCUGUGGUGCUGUUUAUCCUGAUGACGGCUCUCAGUGAUCCUGAGCAGUACCACCUGACCAGUGUUGAAUUGGCUAAUGACCUGGACGUCAUGGAUGAUGCCAACAUGUGCAUCGUCUCAGCCAUCUCUCUGCUGAUGAUUCUCAUCUGUGGGAUGGCCACAUAUGGUGCUUACAAGCUCCACGCUGCUUGGAUCAUCCCUUUUUUUUGCUAUCAACUCUUUGAUUUUGCUCUCAACACCCUGGUGGCUGUCAGCAUUGUGAUUUACCCCAACACGAUACAGGACUACCUGCAGCAGCUGCCUGAGAACUUCCCCUACAAGGAGGAAAUUGCUGCUCUUAGUGAUCUCUGUCUGGUGCUCAUGGUUCUGGUCUUCAUAGGCUGUAUUCUUUCUUUCAAGGCCUACCUCAUCACAUGUGUGUGGAACUGCUACAGAUACGUGAACGGCCGAGGAUCUUCUGAAAUUCUACUCUAUGUGACGACCAACGACACCACUGUGCUGCUGCCUCCGUACGAUGACAGUGUCAGUGUUCCAACAAAGCAGACUCCUCCACCUCCUCCUCCUCUUCCUUUUCCUCCUCCUCCUCCUUACAUCACUGCUGCAGCAUAAAAAAAAACCCCUGGAUGCUGCUCCCAGACCCAGAGGAAAUAGAAGCACCAUACUGCCUGUCAUAUAACAGUGUGUAUUUACCAAACUCUCACCCACAGUAUUGCUCAUUCACACACACACACACACACACACACACGUAUUAAUGUGUUCCCCCAAGUGAUGUUAUUGUUUCCUGGUAUUUAUUGUUGAAAACAUAUUUCUUCCAUAUUGUUUGUCUGUCAUCACUAUUAUUACAUACAGAAUUAUCUUUUUAUGCAUCUGUAAAAAUAAAAAUUUGGAAGAGAAGAAUUUGGUUUGUUGAAAAGGAUUCCAUAUAUUUUUUAUCUGUGUUUAUCUGAGAUUGUAUUUUACCUUAAUAUUAAUAUUGAACAUGUGCACAUAAUGAUGGUAAUGAAUCAGAAGUAUUUGUGUGUUUCUUGAUUGAGAUUGAACUGACUUUUGUGAUGAUUCUCUUCUGUGAUGACAUGCACUUUACUGAUCUGCGUGUACAUUAGUGUCACCUGGACUGGACAUUUCUCCCAAAGAACUGCCUCUAAUUUGACAUGAUUUGAAAAAUGAAAAAUGUUCUUAUAUAUAUAUAUAUAUAUUUAAAAGAACUUCUUAUUCUGUCAUAUUCUCCUGCAGCUACAGGUGGUUGUCUGUUAUAAUCAUCAGGAGUUUGGGUUGUCUUGGUUUCCUGAAUGAAUGUAUGUUUCUACUGAAAUGUCAAGAACUGCUGUUUAUCUGUUUUGUCAGUGCAGACGUGACGCUGAUCUGGAAUCAGUUGGUCUUUAAAGUCAAAGUAAAGCUCUGAAUGAGUCCAUUGUGGGAAUCUUUUGUCUAGACUCUAGAAUCAGCCUCUUUGCAGUUAAGAAGCAGAGAGCACUUCUGUGUUUUUUUAGUUAUGGCCAGUAGAUGACUGUCUGUCUCUUCUUCAUAUGGAGUUGUGUUGGCAAACGGAGAGCUGAUGUAAAAGGUCCUGUGAGGACACACGAGUCAAAGCUGGACACUGCUGCUGCUGGAUCAUGAUGUUAUGGCAUUUGUUAGUCCAAUUAAAAACAGA
Molecule: messenger RNA, 3197 nt
Organism: Cynoglossus semilaevis (tongue sole)
Lineage: Eukaryota; Metazoa; Chordata; Actinopteri; Pleuronectiformes; Cynoglossidae
Product: lysosomal-associated transmembrane protein 4B
Exons: 7
Coding region: 1430-2155 (241 amino acids)
Cellular component (GO): lysosomal membrane
Source: RefSeq, a predicted model, not a curated record